Molecule: messenger RNA, 708 nt
Organism: Exophiala oligosperma
Lineage: Eukaryota; Fungi; Ascomycota; Eurotiomycetes; Chaetothyriales; Herpotrichiellaceae
Exons: 2
Coding region: 1-708 (235 amino acids)
Source: RefSeq, a predicted model, not a curated record
AUGGAUAUCAACAAAUUGUUAUCGAACCGGAGGCAGUCGGAAGAAUCAGAGAAGAAGGAAUUAUUAGAGUCGACCCUGAAAGUUAAUGACAAGAUCCUCACGAUGACCACAAGACAUUUCUCCUUCCAACAGUAUAUCGUCAUCAUCUGUUCCUUGUUCGUAUGCGUCGGAUACCACUAUCGUAACGGCGAUGAAAGACCACUGGAAGAUAUCCUUAGAAGGGACCUGGGAGACUGGAACCAAGACCCUAAGCCAAUAUGCUGGGAUAUUUUCUGUCAGACCUUCUCCUACGUUGCUUGGAUGAAGUCAACCAGAAAUGAGCUGGAGCGACAACUAAGCUACAUUCUCGGCGAGGUACGACAUCUCCCAGAGAAAUCUCUAGAUACAAUCCAGUGCGUUCAAUCAGAGGCUUUCUGCUGGAUACGAAAUAUAAAACUCAUCUGUCUCAUUUAUGGGGCCCCAUUUGGACAUCUCGACAUGCCCAAAUUUUGGGUUACAGACAAGCUAGACAAUUUGGUCUCCUUGCUCAGUGAUUCUCCGAUGUUUCCAGGUUCCAUCUCUCGGACGGAAUUAGAAUCAAUCAUGCGAAAACUAUGUCGGUUGUUCAUGAAGGACACCCCUGAUGGACUUCAUAUACCUCCUACGACAAAGAAGAGGCGUUCUAGUGAGCGAUUAGGUGCACAGGAGAAGUUUGUCAAGCGGGAUUAA